This is a messenger RNA of Oikopleura dioica, 4329 nucleotides long. NCBI's taxonomy places the organism in Eukaryota, Metazoa, Chordata, Appendicularia, Copelata, Oikopleuridae. The record is from the annotation of a GenBank genome assembly.
AUGAAGGAAUGCGCUGCCUUGGCAGAUGUGCGCCAUCCACCCAACGAUGUGUCCGACAAGAUCAAGUUUAUCAUCAACAACAUGAGCCCAAACAAUGUCAAAGAAAAGGCGAAUGAGGUGCGUCGUCUGCUCGACGAUAAUCCAGGCUUCUACAGAUGGUUUGGAACUUAUAUGAUCAAGGAGCGAAUCCUCAAGGAGGAGAAUUUCCUUGGACUCUAUGCCGAGCUCACCGAAGCGCUUUCGGAAAAGACUGCUAUCGAUCCUCCGUUCACGCAGACUGUUCGAACUGAUUUAGUUGCCGGAAUCAAGGCUUUGCUUCAACAGGAGAAGCAAUCCGGAGACAUGGACUCAAGAAAACGACUGAAAUACAUGGGUCGCUUCUUAGGCCUAAUAACCAUCGAAAGAAACCGUCCCAUUAUUGCCGAUGAGAUCGACUUCAAGCUACUUCUGCUCGAAGCUCACCUUCGAAAACGUCGAGGAAGUCCAAACUCAAAUGUCGAGCUCAAGUUUGUCGUCCCUUUCGUCGCCAAAGUGAUUGAAUCGACGAAAAAGUCGGAAGUCUUCGCCCUUCGCGUCGAAACCGUCCAAGAGCAUCGUCAAGAGCCGAAACUCAUCGCCACCGGUAACGCUUGGACCCGAGGUGUCAUGUGCACCCUUAUCGAGCUCUGCAAGGACCCUGAUGCCAUGGAAAUGGUCAAAUUCGAGGUCGAGCUGUUGUUGAAAGAGCAGAAAUUGUCGAUGGAGCACUUUGAAAUACUAGCGCACGAAAGCGUCCUCCAGAGCAAAGAAAUGAUGGAGACAAUCAUGUCUCCUCGUUACAAGUCUCAGUUGAGCGUGAACAAAGACGCUGGUCUCCAGGUUCCGAUUGCUACGACCCCUGUCGAUCCACGCAGUAUCCCUAGCAGCAUGGGUAACAUCCAUCCUCCCCAGCCGCAGCGAAUGCCCUCGCAAACAUCAAUGGAGCAGCCUCCUUUGCCAUCUUACACGCCACAGUUCUAUUACGACAAGAUUGACGUGUCGACAGACGAUAUGAACACUCUUCUUCCUUACCUCAAGGUCAGAGAAAACUUGCCAAUCGUCCAGGCUCUCGGCGGCUCUCAACAAGUCAAGCUCUUCCUUCUCGCCAAAGCGUUCUCGCAGUGUUUCCUCGAGCAACAGCCCUUGUGUGAUCUUAUCGAACGUCAAAUCGACAGGAAUUCGCAAAUCGCUGCCAUUGCUACUGAGGCUCUUAUCAAGAAGGACUUUGCUCUUGAAAUCGAUGAUCACUUGAUGUCCUCGUGCGCGAAUUACUUGAGCAGAUACCUGGCUGCUGGUAUGUCUAUGAACUCGCUUGCGAAUAAAGAAAUCGGCUUCGCCCGUAACAUCCAAGACAGACUACAGGAGCUGAUCAAGCAGAAGCUUGUCUCGACGCCAGAUGAAAUCAUCAAUGAAAACGCAAAGAUCCUCGUUGAGGACAACAUCGAGCUGUUUAUCUGUUUCAUUCAAAAACGCACCUCGCACCAAGCUAUAAGAAAAGUAGAACAACGACUUUUGCCUGAAAUCCGAACGCGUCAACGAUGUCGUACUGAUCCAGGCCUAGAGCGGCAAUUUGUCCAGAGUUUGUCGAACAUUCGACAGUAUCACCUCGCCGUUAUGCCCGAGCAGAUCCGUCUCACUCCUCAAGGCGUUAAGCAAGAGCAACUUCGUGUGUAUGAAGAAUUCGCCGUCAACGUUCCAGGCUUUAUCCCCAGCCCGCCGAUGUCGAUCAACCAGCGACAGCCAGCUCAACCGCAGCUGAAUCCUUCAGGACCAACGAGUCAAGCCUGGCUCAGCAGCAAUCUUGUGCCUUUAUACAAGAAGCAUUUUGAAACUUUCAAAAGCAAAAUGGCCGAAAUCCCGCGUCAGGACGUUGCGAUCCCGGCUGCCGACAUUCGCGGAAUGAUGCAAGUGCUCCAAACCCUCACCGAUGGUCUUCAAACUGCCGCUACCACGAGAGACUUAGAGUCGACUACGAAAUUCAUCAAAAAUCUUCAUUAUUGUUUCAUCGUUGCGUUCCGAAAGUCACAUGAUCCCCAUGCGGGCAGUGACGAGGAUAGAUACUGGAAGAGUUUUGCUUCGCUAUUUGCGCUCUGUCUUAGGGAAAUGCAAUCAAGCUUCGACCAAGAAGUCUCUCCCAACUGGUUCGCUAACAGAGUUCUUUACUCCAUGGAUAUUCAGGCUUCUUCUUCCCAAACGACUGGAAUUAUCGAUCCAUUUUACCUUGACCCUCGAUACACCGAAGAAAUGAAGCUUCUUUUAUUAAACAAAAUCGUCCUACCUGACCAAUACGACAAGUUUCUUCAACACUCUAUUAUUCAAGUCGCCAAAUGUACCCUUGAUCAGCACGCCACGAUGUUCAAGCUUGGAGCCCUUUCGCCAAGACAGUAUUUGGACCGAAUCAUUCAAUUUUGCAUAGACUUGUGGGUAUCACUACUGGCCAAUCCAGCCCAAACUGGGCCGAACAAGGGCGACGAGCUAGUUCAGGAAUUCGCGGAAACGAUUCCAAUCAUCGUUAAUAACUUCAACAGCCACCCGUUCAACUCCCUUUCUGAAGAAACUCGUUCUAAAGUUCACGAGUUCAAAACGAGAUAUCUCGACGCUGAAAACACUCGCUUCAAAAUCCAAAUGUCCAACGGCAAUACUGCCCAACAAAUGAUGCAAUCUGGCAUGUCCGAAGCCAAGAAAGACCUUCGCCAAGCAGGCGCUGAAUUCAAAAAUAAUACUGCUCGACAACUGCUGGAACAGUGGGUCAAAAUUUUCUCAGGAAGAGAUGCCGGCCGAGACUCGACCAGAGGCUUCUCGGCUUAUGUUGCGAUUCUCAACGAAGCGCACAUUUUGAAGACCGACGAGUGCAUCAAAAGAUUUAUCCGCUGCUGUACAGAAAUUUGUGUUGAUGUCCCCUCUAACCUCGACGAUAUGAAAAUGCGACUCAAUGUCUAUCAACAAAUUGAUGCAUUUGUUAGGCUCGUUUGCCUUCUUAUCAAGCAUUCCGGCGAUACAACUAACCCUGGCACGAAAGUUAAUUUGUUGAACCAGGUUCUUGGAAUUGUUAUCGGUGUUUGCCUCGAGCAUCAGCAGCAGCGUGGAAAGGACUUUGAUCAGAUGCCCUUCCAGCGUAUUUUCAUCAUGCUCUUCUACGAGCUCUGUGCUCCUGAGGAAGUUCUUGUCUCUAUCAACUGGCACACUCUUCAAGCCUUCACCCAAGCUUACCAUCACCUUCGACCAGCGAAAGCGCCUGGUUUCGUUUUCGCUUGGAUCGAGCUCAUCGGAUACCGAACAUAUGUCAGCAGAAUGAUGAGCCACACGCCAGAGAAGAAGGGAUGGCCCAUGUACGCCCAGCUUCUGUCUGACAUGAUCAAGUUCAUGGCGCCUCAUCUUAGAAAUCCAAGCACGAUGAGCCCCGCCUUCAAGCAGCUCUACGACGGCAUGCUCCGCCUCCUCUUGGUGCUCUUCCAUGAUUAUCCACAGUUCCUUCUUUCUUAUCAUUACGCUUUCUGUGAUAUUGUGCCGCCAAACUGCAUCCAGCUUAGGAACCUUAUCUUAUCGGCGUAUCCCAAACAUAUUGCUGAUGAUCCGCAGUACAAUACUCAGAAGCUUAUCUUGGAUAAUGAUGUUCACGAGAAGCUCAAGCUCAUGGGAGACAUGUACCGAGCUCCAUCAAUUCUUACGAAAUACGAGAACUCGAUCAAACCAGACGACUUCAAGCAGAAACUCGAGAGCUAUCUCAAGGACCGCCAAAACACCGAGUUCCUCACUCUUGAUCUCGUCAACUACCUGAUGAAGACCAAGGAAGACCAAAGAACAACUGGCACCAAGUGGAACACCCUGGUCAUCAACGCCGUUGUCAUCUUUGUUGGUGAGCAAGCGAUCGCUCAAAUACUCGGAAAGCAACAAGCGCCAAAUCCGGACACUGUUGCCCACAACUCAUUCAUGGAUAUCUACCAGAGCCUCGCAGUCAGCUUGGACACCGAAGGUCGAUACAUGUUCCUGAACGCGAUCGCUAACCAGCUUCGAUACCCCAACGUUCAUACAUGGUACUUUAUGGAAGUUAUUCUCCAUCUUUUCGCUGAGUCUGGCGCUACCGUUCGCGAGCAGAUAUCUCGUGUUAUGCUUGAGCGAGUGCUGCUACAGGCCCCUCAUCCGUGGGGUACGCUUGUCACGUGCCUUUUGAUGAUGAAGAGAAAGGACUUCUGGGAGGCCGAGUUUGUCAACUCUCAUCCAAACAUUCGAAAGCAACUGGAACUUUUCUACGAAAAAGCUCUCCGCCAGGGUGUUGCCUACCAAAAAGCCCCGCCACUUUCGGAAGCUUAA